UCCCUUUGUUCCUACGCUUGGCCUAGGUCCAAAUCUACUAAUCUUGAAAACAAGUAUGCUGAAUAUGGUUGUAGGUUUAGACCUUUGCCAUGAAGAGUCAAACAGUAUGGCUUCCCAGAGCUGAAAAACACUUCAUGUAACAACUCUAGCAAUGUUCUGGAAUUAUAUCAAAGAGCUGUAUCUUUGUAAUAUACAAAAUGUUGACAGCAGAGAACUUUUAAUAAUGUAACCAUCAUGUGAAGAAGGGGACCUUUUGGAUCUGCUUGAUCCAAAAAAAAGUUGCAGGUUUUUCUGCAGGACUCUACGAACUUAGUCUUUUGAUAACCUUAAGCGAAGAUAACUAGCAAAAUGCCUCCAAGACCAUCAUCUGGUGAACUGUGGGGCAUCCACUUGAUGCCCCCUAGAAUCCUAGUGGAAUGUCUUCUACCUAAUGGUAUGAUAGUGACUUUAGAAUGCCUCCGUGAGGCCACUCUGUUAAAUAUUAAACACGAACUCUUUAAAGAAGCUAGAAAAUACCCUCUCUACCAGCUACUUCAAGACGAGUCAUCUUACAUUUUUGUAAGUGUUACCCAAGAAGCGGAAAGAGAAGAAUUUUUUGAUGAAACGCGGAGAUUAUGUGACCUGCGGCUCUUUCAGCCUUUUCUAAAAGUCAUAGAGCCAGUAGGCAACAGAGAAGAGAAAAUCCUGAAUCGUGAAAUUGGUUUUGCUAUUGGCAUGCCUGUAUGUGAAUUCGACUUGGUUAAAGAUCCAGAAGUUCAGGACUUCAGAAGAAACAUUCUGAAUGUUUGUAAAGAAGCAGUAGAACUUCGAGACGUUAACGCACCCCACAGUAGAGCCCUAUAUGUCUGUCCCCCCAACAUAGAAUCAUCGCCUGAGUUGCCCAAGCACAUAUACAAUAAACUAGAUAAAGGGCAAAUAAUAGUGGUUAUCUGGGUAAUCGUGUCUCCCAAUAACGACAAGCAGAAAUACACCUUAAAAAUCAACCAUGACUAUGUGCCAGAGCAAGUAAUCGCCGAAGCAAUCAGGAAAAAAACACGGAGUAUGUUGCUGUCUUCGGAGCAGCUAAAGCUAUGCGUUUUGGAGUAUCAGGGAAAGUAUAUUUUAAAAGUGUGUGGUUGUGAUGAAUACUUGCUAGAAAAACACCCCCUGAGUCAGUAUAAGUACAUCCGAAGUUGUAUCAUGCUUGGUCGAAUGCCCAACCUCAUGCUGAUGGCGAAGGAAAGCCUUUACACCCAGCUGCCAUUGGAUAACUUUACGAUGCCAUCUUAUUCCAGGCGUAUCUCUACGGCUACGCCGUACAUGAACGGUGAAGCUUCAGCCAAAUCUCUCUGGGUCAUUAACAGUAAUCUCAGAAUAAGAAUUCUCUGUGCUACCUACGUCAAUGUAAAUAUUCGAGAUAUUGACAAGAUCUAUGUCCGAACUGGUAUCUACCAUGGAGGAGAACCAUUGUGUGAUAAUGUGAACACUCAGAGAGUACCUUGCUCCAAUCCCAGGUGGAAUGAAUGGCUACAGUAUGAGAUGCAUAUUCUUGAUCUUCCACGUGCUGCUCGGCUUUGCCUUUCUAUCUGCUCAGUUAAAGGUAGAAAGGGUGCAAAGGAGGAGCACUGCCCAUUGGCGUGGGGGAAUAUUAACAUGUUUGAUUACACAGACACGCUUGUUUCUGGCAAAAUGGCUCUGAAUUUGUGGCCUGUACCUCAUGGUCUGGAAGACCUCCUAAAUCCCAUUGGAGUUACUGGAUCAAAUCCAAAUAAGGAAACUCCAUGCUUAGAGCUAGAAUUUGAUUGGUUUAGCAGCCCUGUAAAGUUUCCUGACAUGUCAGUGAUUGAAGAACAUGCUAAUUGGACUAUCUCUCGUGAGCUAGGGUAUAACUACAGCCCUGCCGGGCAGAGCAGUAGAAUCGCGAGAGACAACGAACUGAGCGAAAGUGACAAAGAGCAGCUCCGUGCAAUUUGCACUCGCGACCCCCUGUCUGAAAUAACUGAGCAAGAGAAGGACUUCCUUUGGAGGCACAGGCAAUAUUGUGUAAAUAUGCCAGAAAUUCUACCCAAGCUGCUUUUGUCUGUAAAGUGGAACUCUAGAGAUGAAGUAACCCAGAUGUAUUGCUUGAUCAAAGACUGGCCUCCCAUCAGACCUGAGCAGGCGAUGGAGCUUUUGGACUGCAACUAUCCCGAUCGGAUGGUGCGCGCUUUCGCAGUGCGGUGUUUGGAAAAAUUCCUGACAGACGACAAGCUGUCUCAGUAUUUGAUUCAGCUGGUGCAGGUUCUGAAAUAUGAGCAGUACUUGGAUAAUCUUUUGGUAAGAUUUUUACUGAAGAAGGCACUGACUAAUCAGAGAAUAGGGCAUUUCUUCUUUUGGCAUCUAAAGUCUGAAAUGCACAAUAAAAAUGUGAGCCAGAGGUUUGGUCUGCUUUUGGAAUCCUAUUGCCGAGCAUGUGGGAUGUACCUAAAACAUCUGAGCAGGCAGGUAGAAGCUAUGGAAAAACUGAUUAACCUCACAGACAUCCUCAAACAAGAGAAAAAGGAUGAAACGCAAAAGGUACAAAUGAAGUUUCUUGUGGAGCAAAUGAGGCGGCCAGACUUCAUGGAUGCCUUGCAAGGUUUUAUAUCGCCUCUCAAUCCUGCUCAUCAGCUUGGAACCCUUAGGCUUGAGGAGUGCAGAAUUAUGUCAUCUGCGAAAAGGCCGUUGUGGCUCAAUUGGGAAAACCCAGAUAUUAUGUCUGAGCUGCUGUUUCAGAACAAUGAGAUCAUCUUCAAAAAUGGGGAUGAUCUACGUCAAGAUAUGCUCACGCUUCAAAUAAUUCGAAUUAUGGAAAACAUCUGGCAAAAUCAAGGCCUCGAUCUUAGGAUGCUUCCUUAUGGUUGUCUGUCUAUUGGAGACUGUGUGGGGCUCAUUGAAGUUGUGAGAAAUUCGCACACGAUCAUGCAGAUUCAGUGCAAAGGUGGCCUUAAAGGUGCGCUCCAGUUCAACAGUCACGCGUUACAUCAGUGGCUCAAAGACAAGAACAAAGGGGAAAUGUAUGAUGCAGCUAUUGAUUUGUUUACACGCUCUUGUGCUGGCUAUUGCGUGGCGACUUUCAUACUGGGAAUUGGCGAUCGUCACAAUAGCAACAUCAUGGUGAAAGAUGACGGGCAGCUGUUUCACAUUGAUUUUGGACAUUUCUUGGAUCACAAGAAGAAGAAGUUUGGAUACAAACGUGAGCGGGUACCCUUUGUCUUAACACAAGAUUUUUUGAUAGUGAUUAGUAAAGGAGCCCAAGAAUGUACCAAAACCAGGGAAUUUGAAAGGUUUCAAGAAAUGUGUUACAAGGCUUACUUAGCAAUCCGGCAGCACGCCAACCUCUUCAUAAACCUCUUCUCCAUGAUGCUCGGUUCGGGAAUGCCAGAGCUCCAGUCUUUCGAUGACAUUGCGUAUAUUCGGAAGACGCUGGCCUUGGACAAAACGGAGCAGGAAGCACUUGAGUAUUUCAUGAAGCAGAUGAACGAUGCUCAUCAUGGCGGCUGGACGACAAAAAUGGACUGGAUAUUCCAUACAAUCAAGCAGCACGCUUUGAACUGAAACCAUGGUGGUGAAGAUGGCCAACCGCCGGCCCGUUUUGUGGGCUCUCCACUGCACUGUUGACGCUUGGCAGUAAGGACUUCUUUGCGUCAUAAUUGCACAAACCACAAGCAGCAUUUAAACUUGCAGCAAGAUUAAAACACUCAAAAACUUAUUUAAAUAUGUAAAGCAGGGUUUUGGAACACUACAGAUCGUGCAUUUCAAAAAAGAGAACUUUUCCUACGUGUACAGUCAUGCUAUGCCUUAAGUCCAGAAAGGUAAACUUCGGAGAUUUGUUUAUCUUGGUUUUU
Euleptes europaea (tarantolino) is the source of this 3845-nucleotide messenger RNA. It is a transcript of the gene PIK3CA, whose product is annotated as phosphatidylinositol-4,5-bisphosphate 3-kinase catalytic subunit alpha. Gene Ontology annotation, biological process: phosphatidylinositol-3-phosphate biosynthetic process; phosphatidylinositol 3-kinase/protein kinase B signal transduction; phosphatidylinositol-mediated signaling. The record is from RefSeq and is a predicted model, not a curated record. The coding region runs from base 349 to 3555 and encodes 1068 amino acids. Gene Ontology annotation, cellular component: phosphatidylinositol 3-kinase complex, class IB; phosphatidylinositol 3-kinase complex, class IA; cytoplasm. The transcript has 21 exons. Lineage: Eukaryota; Metazoa; Chordata; Lepidosauria; Squamata; Sphaerodactylidae. Gene Ontology annotation, molecular function: 1-phosphatidylinositol-3-kinase activity; 1-phosphatidylinositol-4-phosphate 3-kinase activity.